Molecule: messenger RNA, 453 nt
Organism: Trichosurus vulpecula (common brushtail)
Lineage: Eukaryota; Metazoa; Chordata; Mammalia; Diprotodontia; Phalangeridae
Product: 40S ribosomal protein S23-like
Exons: 1
Coding region: 13-453 (146 amino acids)
Biological process (GO): translation
Cellular component (GO): ribosome; cytosolic small ribosomal subunit
Molecular function (GO): structural constituent of ribosome
Source: RefSeq, a predicted model, not a curated record
GACGGCGGCAGCAUGGGUAAGUGCCGUGGUCUUCGUACUGCUCGAAAACUCCGAAGCCACAGGAGAGACCAAAAGUGGCAUGACAAACAAUACAAGAAAGCUCAUUUGGGCACUGCCUUGAAGGCCAACCCGUUUGGAGGAGCAUCUCAUGCCAAAGGGAUUGUCUUGGAAAAAGUUGGUGUGGAAGCCAAACAGCCCAAUUCUGCCAUCAGGAAGUGUGUGAGAGUCCAGCUGAUUAAGAACGGCAAAAAAAUCACUGCCUUUGUUCCCAAUGAUGGCUGCUUGAACUUUAUUGAGGAAAAUGAUGAAGUUUUGGUUGCUGGAUUUGGUCGAAAAGGUCAUGCUGUUGGUGAUAUUCCUGGAGUCCGAUUCAAGGUUGUGAAAGUUGCAAAUGUUUCUCUUCUGGCCUUGUACAAAGGCAAGAAGGAAAGAAGAAAGGCAAGAAGAUCAUAA